UCUGCGCCUGUCAGAGCGAGAGAGCAGCAGCCAGCUGGGGCAAAAGGGCGAUGCUUCCAGUCGGGGGUUUUCCGCGGAUGAUUUCUCAAAAGAGGGCUGCAAAGAAGCCGGGAGCGAGCGAACCUUUCUCCUUCGUUUCAGUUCUCUUUCAGAUCGCUCCGCUCCUCCACGAAGAGUGACACGCGUUCCUUUUUUUUAGGCCCUCUGUGCCUAAAAAAUCCCCCCCCCCCCAAGAAUGAAAUAUUUUGGGGACUAUUAAGAGGCGGAACAUUAUAUUUCCCCAAAGGAGAAAUGAAGAAACAGCCUCCAACCCCAAUUUCUUGCAUAGCGAAAUAGCUUCCAGCAGAAAUCUUUAGAAAUGGAGAUUUGGGGCCCAUUAACAAAUCCCACCCAAUCUGUUCUUCAGGAAAACAUCUUCAGCUCCAGGGUGAUGGGAGUUAAGAAAGACAGGAGAUGAAUCAUGAUCUUUUAGGAUAUAAUAGGGUUAAUCCACCAUUUAGCAUAAGAUGCCAAAUGCGAUGCGAAGAUCGACCCAUUCAUUCAACCAUUUGGUCAGCUGUCCCAGAACUACGUGUUGUGGUUCUGUUCAUCAAUAAACAGAAUCAUUCUUUCCAACCAGUCUCCAUGUUAUUUCCAGCAUCUUUCUCCCAGCUUGGAGUUGAACCAGAUGGAUUUUCUUUUCAACACUCUGGCUUUUUAAGUGGGGUGUCCUAUCUAAGGAUGAUUAUUUCCAGGGGUGGGAUCCUACCGUUGAACAACCGGUUCGCUGAGUGCGUGCACAGUCCACAGGAUAACAGCUGAGGCACAGCAAUCCACUCUGCUGCACCUAUCAGGCUAAAAACCAAGGAAAUAUAGAUUGGAGAUCUUCAAUUGUCCAGAAUUUGUUGGAUUGCAAUGCCCCUUAUCUUCGACCAAUGACCUGGUGGAAACUGGCCCAGCAUUUCUUCACCCCUGAAUUAGUGCUAAGAAGCAACUUGACAAUGGCAUGGAGUUUCUGGCAGGGAUCUCCAUGGUAACUGGGCCAAAAGAUUCUAAGGGAGGUGGCUGGUGAGUUGAAGGCAGUUCAUAGCUCUCAACUUGGGGAAAUGGAAGAAGAAAAUAAGGACAACUAAGAGGCCACCAGGAAGAACAGGAUCAAAAUGGGGAACAUGAUGAAAUUACUAACUUCCAGUUCUGAGACUACUAAAAAGGCCAAUGCAGAAAUUAGGAUCCCGAUGGAUGAGGAAAUGAUAUUGAUUCCCAUCAGUAACAGCAUUUAUGCAGUUCUCAAGAGGAGGGAGAAUUACUUGUGCAGCCUGCUUCAGAAGAAGUUUGGCUGUAUCUGUGUCCUUAAGAGCAUAAGGAAUCCCAUGGAAAUAUAUAGGAAAAGCCUGAAGGAAGGAGUGGAAGUUUCCGUUUGGGUAGAUGAUCUCACCAGACACGAGGCUGAUGCUUUGGUGAAUGCAGCCAAUGAAUACCUGCACCAUUUUGGAGGUCUGGCAUUUGCUCUCCUGAAAGCCGGUGGGCCAGAAAUUGAAGAGCAGUGCAAACUUUUUAUUGAAAAGAAUGGUCCACUCAGUGCUGGCCAGAUUGUGGUCACCAGCGGAGGAAGAUUGCCCUGUAAGCAGGUUAUCCAUGCGGUGGGUCCAAGGUGGUCAGAAGAUCAGAAGGAGGAAUGUUGCCUCAAGUUGGAAGCUGCCAUAAUAAAUGUUCUGAAAUAUGUGAAUGCUCCAGAAAACAAUAUCAAGUCUGUGGCCAUUCCUGCGCUGAGUUCAGGGAUCUUCAAUUUUCCUCAGGAUUGGUGCGCUCAAGUGAUCGUAAAGACAAUCAGGAACUUUGUUCAACUUGCUCCAUUAUUUGGCUACUUGCAAGAAAUCCACCUUGUAAACAUUGAUGAGACCACAGCUGAUGUCAUGAAAAGGGCUUGCGAAGACCUGAUCGGGAUUAAUGAUAUUGUGCCUCAGUCGAGUAUUACUGAUUCUGUCACAGUCAAUGAACUCUGCCUACAGAUCAAAAAAGGGGAUAUAGAAGCACAGCAAGCUGCUAUAAUUAUUAAUUCUGUGACUGUGCAAGAUGGUCUUUUUCAAGGACUGGUUUCAAGAGCAAUUUUGGAAAAGGCAGGUCCAGCUAUGCAGGAACAAUUUCUCUCUGAGUUACAGAAACUUCCAUCAGAGAGACCCAAUUUCAUAUACACGAAAGGAUUCAAUCUCGAUUGUGAACAUGUGCUCCAUGUGGUUUGGCCAUCUUACAUUGAAGGCAGCAGGCAAGAGGUAUUAAAAACAGCCAUUUCUAAAGGGCUUUCCAAGACUGGGGAACAGCAGUUGUCGUCCAUUGCUUUUCCUCCUCUUGGAAUUAAAGAUUUACAUUUGCCAAGUAAUGAGGUGGCCGAAAUUAUGGUGGAAGAAAUCAUGCACUUUGCAGUGGAACAAACUGGGAAGAAGCUGGAUGUCUACAUUGUGAUAUCAUUGGACAACAGUGAUGUUUAUGAAGCUUUCUGUGCCAAGCUUAUGUCAGUGAAGAACAAACUAGAAGAAAAGAUGGAUUGCAGCAAUAUUGACAGAAUGGAGCUGCAAACUGAUGUCCAAGCCAAUUCAGGUUUUGAAAGAAAUGGUCCUUUUGUGGAACUGAUAGGACGCAGCCAUGAUAUUUUGGAGAAAGCAGGACAGUGGCUCAGAGAUAUCAUAUUGGUUGAGGAAACUGGACGGAUUGUUAUAAGAAACCAUAACAUUUUAAACCUGCGCAGUGUCCAGCCUCUUGAACUGUCUCAUCUCCAGCAGCAUUUUGGCAUUACCAUCCUGGAGAGUGUAAGUGGAGCAGGGACAGCCCUAGAAAUUGAAGGGUCUCCCCGAGCUGUGAUUGAUGCAGUCUUUGCAAUUGAAUUCAUGCUGCAGUCUACAGCCAAGCAAGAACCUCUUAAGAUAGACGGAUCUUUGGAGAGCCAUCUUCAUCAGGAAGGUGAUCUGGAGACAGCAAACAGAUGCUUAUAUCAAAUCACUCCAAUAGAAUCUUACCUUCAAGAAUUUAAGGACAAAGAAAAACAGCUUGAAAAAGCUGGCCUCCAGGUUCUAAAGAUAGAGAAAAUACAUAACCCUCUUUUAGAAUCUGCUUUCCAAAGGGUAAAAAGGAAAAUAGAAGGAAGAAAUACUGGAAUGCCUGUAUGUCAUAGAUUGUACCAUCAUGUCCCAGCUCAGUAUUGUAGCCUGGUAUGCAAAACUGGAUUUCAGAAAACUUACUCCUCAUCACAAGAUCAGAAAUAUGGAACUGGCAUAUAUUUUAAAAAGAACCCCCGGAAACUUAUAGCAGAUACCAGAGAAAAAUGUGAAAUGGACCAUUUGAUCUGUGUGUUUGAAGCAGAAGUUGUAACAGGGUCGUACACAAGGGGCAAUCGGAGUUACGUAGCGCCACCAUUAAUUAACACAAGCAGUAUGAAACUCUACGAUAGUGUGGUUGAUGAUAUUCAUAACCCUGAAAUUUUUGUCAUUUUUAAUAAGGAACAAGCUCUACCACUGUACUUAUUGACAUGUUCUCUGCUUUGGAGCCCUGAUCAGAAGGCAAAUUUGGAACCGUCAUCCUAGAAUAUCUGAAGCCUUAAUGCUAAUUAAAACACGAACACUAUCGUAGUUCUGUGUUAGAUUAGGUAAUAAACAUAUGGCAGUUCUGUAAUGCAAUGAAAAAAGAAAUCCCUGCAACAUUACAUUCUUGAAGUCUCCUUAUUCUUUAAUGUUAUUUCAAAAAAAGAUAGUUAAAACCAUGCCGUUUCUAUUUAAAGCAGAACUGCUGCAACCACAAGUCCUUAUAUUAAAGUAUUAAUUUUAAGCCAUCUGAA
Molecule: messenger RNA, 3805 nt
Organism: Thamnophis elegans (Western terrestrial garter snake)
Lineage: Eukaryota; Metazoa; Chordata; Lepidosauria; Squamata; Natricidae
Gene: PARP9
Product: poly(ADP-ribose) polymerase family member 9
Exons: 11
Coding region: 1140-3554 (804 amino acids)
Biological process (GO): negative regulation of gene expression; positive regulation of type II interferon-mediated signaling pathway
Cellular component (GO): cytoplasm; nucleus
Molecular function (GO): NAD+ poly-ADP-ribosyltransferase activity; ubiquitin-like protein ligase binding; transcription corepressor activity
Source: RefSeq, a predicted model, not a curated record